GAGCUGAAUGCGGAAUCAAUGCAGAAGUGGAAAAACAACUUGAAAUGGGAAAGAAGUUAUUGGCUGCUGGACAGCUAGCAGAUGCUUUGUCUCACUUUCAUGCAGCUAUAGAGGGAGACUCUGAUAACUACAUUGCCUAUUACAGAAGAGCCACAGUGUACUUGGCCAUGGGCAAAUCUAAAGCGGCAAUUCGUGAUUUAAGUAAAGUGGUUGAAUUAAAGCAGGACUUCACAUCGGCAAGACUACAGAGAGGACACUUACUGCUCAAGCAGGGAAAAUUUGAUGAAGCAGAGGAUGACUUUAAAAAUGUGCUCAAAUCCAACCCUAGUAAUAAUGAGGAAAAAGAAGCCCAGACUCAGCUGACAAAAUCUGAUGAGCUACAGCGCCUGCAUUCACAAGCGUUGUCUGCCUACCAGCAAGAGGAUUACGAAGCUGCUAUUUCUCUUCUUGAUGAAAUCUUGGCAGUUUGUGUUUGGGAUGCAGAGCUACGGGAACUUCGAGCAGAGUGUUAUAUAAAGGAAGGGGAACCGAGCAAAGCCAUCAGUGACUUGAAAGCUGCUGCCAAAUUAAAGAACGAUAACACCGAAGCCUUCUAUAAAAUCAGCAGGAUAUAUUUUCAGCUGGGGGACCAUGAAUUAUCACUCAG
Eurypyga helias (sunbittern) is the source of this 646-nucleotide messenger RNA. RefSeq names its product dnaJ homolog subfamily C member 3. Lineage: Eukaryota; Metazoa; Chordata; Aves; Eurypygiformes; Eurypygidae. Gene Ontology annotation, molecular function: misfolded protein binding; protein-folding chaperone binding. The annotation marks the transcript as partial. The record is from RefSeq and is a predicted model, not a curated record. Gene Ontology annotation, cellular component: endoplasmic reticulum. The transcript is spliced from 5 exons. Gene Ontology annotation, biological process: protein folding in endoplasmic reticulum.